UAUUAAGCUCUUGUCAUCUACGGAAAGACGUUCACACAGCAGAAGGAGAUCACGGGAUAAUCUCGGCUAUUUUACCCACAAUCGACAAGGGUAGUAAAAGUGCCAGCCACGAAGUUCAACGAUGGUUUUUGAAUCUAUGGUCAGUGAUCUCCUGAACAGGUUCAUCGGAGACUAUGUGGAAAACCUCGACAAGUCCCAGUUGAAGAUUGGCAUUUGGGGAGGCAAUGUUGUUCUGGAGAACCUGAAAGUGAAAGAAAAUGCUUUGAGUGAGCUGGAUGUUCCAUUUAAAGUGAAAGCUGGUCAGAUUGGAAAACUGACAUUGAAGAUCCCUUGGAAGAACUUGUACAAUGAUGCUGUAGUUGCAACGUUAGAUGGUCUCUAUCUGCUGGUGGUUCCUGGAGCAACGAUAAAGUAUGACGCCGCGAAGGAGGAGCGUUACCAGCAGGAGGCCAAGCAGAAGGAGCUGCAGCGCAUUGAGGAGGCGCUACUGAUGGCUGCUCGCAGAGACUCUCAGACGGGAGAGCUGCUGUUUAAUCUGGAAAGUGUUGUGUAUAAGGAGCCUCAGCAUGGAUUUAAGAUUAAAAAACACAAAAAAGGCUUUAAGAGUCUAAAAUCUUUAAAACGCCAUGAAAACAAACAAGAAAAGCCUCAGAAAGAUGAGAAGAAGGACACGUUUGCUGAGAAGCUGGCCACGCAAGUCAUCAAGAACCUGCAAGUCAAGAUCACCAGCAUCCAUAUCAGAUAUGAGGACGAUAUAUUAGACCCCCAGCAGCCCCUCUCUAUGGGAGUCACCCUGGCUGAGCUGAGUCUACAGACGACCGAUGAGAACUGGAAGUCGUGUAUUCUGAACGAGGCAGCCAGGAUCAUCUACAAGCUGGGUCCUCGCUUUGGAAUGUCUGUGCGCCUACUGGAACUGUCCUCUCUCAGUCCCAUCUUCUAUAAAGGCUCCUGGGAAGAGAUACUGGAAAAGCUGAAGGACGGCAUCAGUACCAAGGACCAAGAGAUCAAAGACUACCAAUACAUUUUCAAACCCAUCUUUGCCUCUGCUAAAAUGGUAAUCAACCCGAGUGCUGAGAUUGAGCUGAAGUCUCCCAAAGCCAGCCUGCAUCUGGAGGUUCAGAAUGUAGCAGUAGAGAUGACCAGACCACAGUACCUAACCAUGGUGGACCUGCUAGAGUCUAUAGACUGUAUGGUGAAGAAUGGACCCUACAGGAAGUUCAGACCUGAUGUACCUGUACACACAAAUGCCAAGCACUGGUGGAAGUACAGUAUGAACAGCAUCCUGGACGUUCACAUCAGACGUUUCAACCAGAUGUGGUCGUGGUCCAACAUCCGGAAGCACCGCCACACUCUGAAGACCUACAGGGCAGCCUACAAGGCCAAACUACUGACACCACAGGGAAAACUCAGAGAGGACCAAGAGAAGCAGAUACAGGACCUGGAGAAGAGCCUGGAUGUCUUCAACAUCACGUUGGCCCGGCAACAAGCACAGAUGGAGGUGAUCCGGUCAGGGCAGAAGGUGGUAGCUAAGAAGGCUGUGGCCGGCCAGAAGCAGGGAGGAGGGUUUUUCAGCAGCUUCUUUGGAAGGAAGGAAGGGAAGAAGAAAGAGCAGGAACAGGAAACCCAGGAGGAAGAGGGUACAGGCAUUGAAGAGUUGAUGUCUGCUGAUGAGAAGGCUAAACUCUACACGGCCAUCGGAUACAGUGGUAGUUCUCACAACCUGGCCUUACCCAAGCAGUACGUGUCAGUGGUGGUGACCUUCAAGCUGUUCCGUACGUCCAUCACGGUGAGGGAGGAGCCCAACGUCCCAGAGAUCCUGAAGAUCCAGAUGAUCGACCUCAGCACCACCGUGUCCCAGAGACCCGGGGCGCAGGCCAUCAAGGUGGAGGCAGCGUUAGAACACUGGUACGUAACAGGGUUGGAACAGCAGGGAGCUGUCCCCUCUCUCAUAGCGUCAGUAGGGGACUCCACCUCCUCUCUGCUCUCCAUCCUGUUUGAAGUCAACCCAGAGGACAGCGUUGCAGAGCAGCUGCUCAGAGUGCACUCCCAGCCUGUAGAGAUCAUCUAUGACUCGUUGACAGUGAACAGCAUGGCAGAGUUCUUUAAGACAGGGAAGGGAGUGGACCUGGAGGUGUUGACUUCAGCUACUCUCUCCAAGCUGGAGGAGAUUAAGGACAAGACAGCCACUGGUCUGUCUCACAUCAUUGAGACCCGGAAGAUUCUGGACCUGAAGAUUGACCUAAAGCCUUCAUACCUGCUGGUGCCUAAGUCUGGCUUCUACCAAGCCAAGUCUGACCUGAUGAUCAUAGACUUUGGUAGUCUACAGCUGGUGAGUGUGGACCAGGGGAACCCCCAGUCUUUAUCACCCAGUUUCAGUUCCCUGGAGGAGAUUAUGGACCGUGCCUACGAGAAGUACUCACUGGAGCUACGUAGUGUCCAGGUCCUUUACAGCAAGUCAGGUGAGGAGUGGAAGACGGCCCGUCAACGUGGUUCCUCUAUACAGCACAUCCUGCAGCCCAUGGACUUCAGCCUCCAGCUGGCCAAAUGCAUGGUGGAGAAGGACACCAGGAUGCCCAGAUUCAAGGUGUCUGGAGAACUGCCUCUCCUCCAUGUGAAGAUCUCAGACCAGAAGAUCCAGGGAGUGUUGGACCUGGUCAACAGCAUCCCCCUGCCCCAGAGGGAUUCCACCCCUUCCACCCCUACCCAGAAGAGUGAUUCCAUCCCCACCCAGAAGGUACAGUUGGUAUGCCCCAGAGUGAUUCCAUCCCUUCCACCCCCACCCAGAAGGUACAGUUGGUAUGCCCCUGAGUUAUUCCACCCCUUCCACUCCCACCCAGAAGGUAAAGUUGGUAUGCCCCAGAGGGAUUCCACCCCUUCCACCCCUACCCAGAAGAUGCUGUGUUUGUCUGAGGCCAGGCCCGACGUCCUGGGUUUACAGUCUACUGUCCUGCUGGAUGCAUUAGACACAGACUCAGAUGGGGAGUUAUAUCAUAUGUCUGUGGAUGAGGAGCAGCAACCCUCCGUCAUAGAGGAGCUGACUGACGUACACUUCAAGUUUGAAGUCAAAGAGGUGCUGUUGGAGUUGACGCGUCAGGCUGACCAGGAGAACACGCUGUUAGCCCUCAGUGUGUCUCAGCUGGGAGCAGAGGGCAAGAUGAGAACCUAUGACCUCACCAUCACCUCCUACCUCCGUAAAGUAGGCCUGGACUACUGUGAGAUACGAGACUCCAACAACCAGCCUCUGCACCUGAUCAGCUCCUCAGACAAACACGGCUCAGACCUGCUCAAAGUGGAGUACACCAAAGCUGAUAUCAACGGUCCUAAUUUCCAGACAACGUUUGACAACACUGAGCAAAACCUGAAGGUGGAGUUGUCGUCUCUAGACUUUCUCCUCCACACCAAAGCGCUCCUCUCCACCAUCAACUAUCUGAACACAGCCGUACCCCAGGAGCUGACAGCCUCCAAGGACAGAGAGGCCAAGAAACAGGUGGAGAAGGCUGGACAGGGGAAGACAGUGCCGAAAGGACCAACAAACAGCAAUGUGUUCACCUUCAAACUGUCUGCUGAACUGGGUUCCUUCCGUGUGGAGGUGUGUGAUGACCGGCGGAACAUCGCUGACAUCACAAUACAAGGUAUUGAUGGGUCGGUGCUGGUCCAGGCCAAAGAGACAAUGGUGUUCGCCAGGCUCAGGGACAUAGUGGUGCUGGAUGUCGACCCCAAAACCAUCCACAAAAAGGCCGUCUCCAUGGUGGGCGAGGAGGUGUUCAGCUUUCAGAUGUCCCUGUAUCCCAACGCUACGGAGGGAGAGGGUUACUCAGACACCUCCAAGGUGGACGGGAAGGUUACCAUGAGGCUGGGCUGCAUCCAGAUCGUCUAUCUGCACAAGUUCCUCAUGUCUCUACUGACUUUUCUGGAUAACUUCCAGACGGCCAAAGAGGCGUUGACUGUGGCCACGGCCCACGCAGCAGAGAAGGCGGCCUCCAGCGUCAGAGACUUUGCCCAGAAGAGCUUCCGUCUCUCCAUGGACGUCAAGCUGAAGGCCCCUCUCAUCGUCGUCCCUCAGUCCUCCACCUCACACAAUGCGUUUGUGGUGGACCUGGGGCUCAUCACCGUGGGCAACAGUUUCAGUCUGAUGUCGGCUGAAGGGUUCUCGCUCCCCGUUGUGUUGGACACCAUGGAUGUCAAACUCACUCAGCUCAAACUGUCCAGGACCACGCUGAAACAAGGCUCCCCACAGACAGACAUCGAGAUCCUUCAGCCAAUCAAUUUAGAGUUUCUGGUCAAACGGAACCUGGCCUCUUCCUGGUACAACAAGAUCCCUGGAGUAGAGGUUCAAGGAAUGCUCAAGUCUAUGAAUAUGGCUCUCGGUCAGGAGGACUUUGGUGUCCUGAUGAAGACACUGAGGGAGAACAUCGGAGAGGGCAGCAAAGAGCACGUCCUGGAUGUCAACAAACAAGUAGCCCGAGACAAGGCAGAGCAGCAUCAGCUGGAGGGGAAUGAGGUGGGAUGUCUCCCUGCGGAGGCUGGAGGAGGAGGAGGAGGAGGAGGAGGACAGCCUGCUGCUGUUACCAAUGCAGGAGGACUGGGAGAAAACAUCGUCAAUAUGCUGCUCAACCUGGAGAUUAAGGAGGUGGUUGUGAAGCUGAAGAAGUCCAGGUCAGAUCAGAAGGAGAGUCCGUUCCUGGUUCUCCACGUAGCCCAGCUGGGCAUCCACACCAAUGUCAGGAAUUACGACAUGGUGGCCACAACGUACAUCAAGAAAAUCUCUAUGAAGUGCCUGGAGUUCUCAGAUUCCAACGGUGAACCACUGUGUCUGAUCAGUUCCUCUGUGGAGUCAGGUGCUGACCUCCUCAAAGUGGAAUACUUCAAGGCUGACAGAAACAGGCCAAACUUUGCCACUGUUCACAAGAAUACUGAGCAGAUGAUCAACGUGACCUUCACCUCCCUGGAUCUACUGCUUCACACGGAGGCUCUCCUCUCCACCAUAGACUUCCUGUCUUCUGCCCUGUCCUCCGGCAGCCUGCCCCCUUCACCAGAGGAGCCUAAGCAUAAGUCUGAGGAGAGCAGCAGGGCCAUCUCCGCCAAGUCAACGGCUCUAGGUUCUCCGUCAGACGGUGACGUCGUCGACCUGAAGGUGAUGAUGCGGCUGGGGGCGUUCAACGUCCUAGUGUGUGAUCAGAACUGCAACAUGGCUGACAUCAAGAUACAAGGUUUCAAUGGAUCCCUCCUGAUGCAAGGGCCUCAAACCCACAUCUCUGCCCGCCUUCGGGAUUUCAUCGUCAUUAAUGUUGACCCAAAAAGUAUUCACAAAAAGGCCAUCUCUAUCGUAGGAGACGAGGUGUUUAGUUUCAGUAUGAGUCUGACCCCCAAGGCGACAGAGGGAGCCGGCUACGCAGACACCUCCAAGACAGACGGGAAGGUCCAGCUCAACGUGGGCUGUGUCCAGGUCGUCUACCUCCACAAGUUUGUCAUGUCUUUGUUGAAUUUCAGCAACAAUUUCCAGACGGCCAAAGACGCGUUGAGUGUGGCCACGGCCCAGGCAGCAGAGAAGGCGGCCUCCAGCAUCAGGGACUUUGCCCAGAAGAGCUUCCGUCUCUCCAUGGACAUCAGGCUGAAGGCCCCUCUCAUCAUCAUCCCUCAGUCCUCCACCUCACACAAUGCACUGGAGGUGGACCUGGGGCUCAUCACCGUGGGCAACAGCUUCUCUCUUCUUGCUGUGGAGGGAUGUCCACUUCCUGCUGUCAUUGACCACAUGGACGUACAGCUCACACAGCUCAAACUGUCCAGGAUUUACAUGGAACAAGACUCUCAGCCCAGUACUGAGCUGCUGGAGCCUGUCAACCUGCUCCUAACAGUGAAGAGGAACCUGGCUGCAGCAUGGUACCAGAAGAUGGCCGCCGUAGAGGUAGAGGGAGACCUCAAGCCCAUGAAGGUUGCCCUGAGUCAGGACGACCUAACAGUUCUGUUGAGGAUCCUGAUGGAGAACAUUGGAGAAGCCAGCGGUCUGCAGCCAGACCAACACCCCAGCCCCGACACGACAGCCCUGACACACAAGACCACGCCGAUGCUCAAAACAGACUACGCCAAAGACGGUGUAGAGAACACGGUUGAACUUCCAGAACGACAGGAAGAAGAGGAACCCCUCGAAACCAUGACGUUUAUCUUCAACAUAGAGUCCCUGGGACUGGUCCUGUACAGCAAUGACCCGAAACAGGUAUCGGCUGUGUCUCAACACCAGGAGAGGCUGUGUCUGGGCGAGUUGACCUUUCACCUGAUGAAGGCUUCAGGGAAGAUGUUUAAUAACGGGUCCAUGGAGGUCUCUACCAUCCUCACAGCCUGCACCCUGGACGACAUGAGGACAGGCGUACAGAGAGUUACCUCACGGAUGCUGGGUAAGCGUGACGAGGCGAGCGAGGAAGCCAUGAUAGACGUGGCGUACACGCAGAGCGCCGGCGAGCGCCAGGUGGUGGCGGUGGUACAGAAGCUCUAUCUGUGUGCCAGCGUUGAGUUUCUCAUGGCAGUGGCAGACUUCUUCAUCCAGGCCCUGCCCCAGAGCUCCGCCCAGGACGUGCCCACUAACACCAAGCUAGCCCUGCCAGGCCUGGCCAAGACCUCCCAGCCACCCCAGCUUCGGGAUAGAGCCAACACUGACCCCAGAACAGGCUCCAGUCCCAGGACCAAGCUGCGUGCAGUCAUACUAGACCCAGAGGUGGUGUUUGUGGCUAACCUGAUGAGAGCCGACGCUCCGGCGCUGGUUGCCUCCUUCCAAUGUGACUUCAGUCUGAUGCUAGAGCCUGGGGGAGGGCCCCCUGGGGGAGGGCCCCCUGGGGGACAAAGCAUGACGGCCAACCUCAGAGAGCUCAAAGUUCUGGCCUGUCCCUUCAUCAGGACCAAUGAGACCAAGGUGGUCACUACGGUGCUACGUCCGUGUUCUGUCUUCCUGGAAACCAAAACCCACCCCAACCAACCGCUUUCCGGCUGUGUGACUGUGGAGGAAGUCAUUAUCAAAAUCUCCCCUGUCAUCCUGAACACAGUGAGGACCAUCACGGCAGCCAUGACGGCGAAGCCCAAAGACGAGGCAGCAGAGGAGGAGAAGACCGAGGUCGGCAACCUGUGGUCCACCAUGAACAUCUACGCCUGCAACUACUGGUUCCUGGGAGUGGACUCUGCCAGCGAGGUGACGGAGAGUUUCAGUGACCAGGACGGCCGUAACUUUGGGGAGAGUUUCAAGGUGGAUGUGAAGGUUAUUCAGGUGACCAUGGAGUCUGGUCUGGGCCACAGGACGGUCCCCCUGCUGCUGGCUGAGAGCUCUCUGUCUGGGACGGCCAAGAACUGGUCCUCCCUCCUCUACCUCUGCUCUGACAUGACCCUGGAGGUGAACUACUUCAAUGAGACCCAUGCUGUCUGGGAACCGCUGAUAGAGAGAGUGGAGGACGGCAAACGCAGGUGGAACCUCAAGCUAGAGAUGAAGAACAACCCUGUGCAGGAUAAGAGCCCUGUUCCCGGGGAUGACUUUGUGGUUCUCCCCGAGCCACGCACCGCCAUCAACAUCUGUUCCAAAGACACCAUGAACAUUACCGUCUCUAAGUGCUGCCUCAAUGUGUUAACCAACCUGGCCAAGGCAUUCUCUAAGGGCACAGCCUCUACCUUUGACCACAGUCUGAAGGAGAAGGCCCCCUUCACCGUCCGCAAUGCGCUGGGCAUCCCUCUCACCGUGCAGCACAGUGCCAACCUGCGGGUGGUGGCCUCCCCCGGGCAGGGCAAGCUCCACGAGGUGGGGGUAGGGCAGAGCGUGGACCUGGAGUACUCUGGGUCGGGAACCUCGACACGGGGCAAAGUGUCUGCUUUGCAACGACAGGAGAGCUGCCUCUUCAACCUCAGCAUCGCUCCUACAGGUUACAGUGAGAUCUCCAACAUGGCGGUGGACCAGCCUGGCAGGAGGCUGUAUAACGUGAGAGAUCCCCUGCUGCAGGAGAACGUGUCUGUGUUGGUACAGACUGACGCCUCGGAAGGAAACAAGGUCAUCACCGUCCGUUCUCCGCUACAGAUCCAGAACCAUUUCUCAGUGCCGUUUACCAUCCUGAAGUAUUGUCCCAAAUCCAGAGGGAUGGUUAACAUAGGACUGGCAGAGCCCGAGAAAGAGUCUGAUGUCGCCCUGGACUCCUACAGGUGUCAGCUCUUCCUCCAGCCAGCCGGGCGCCUAGAGGGCCAGUACGGCCCGUCGUCUACCUGUAUCGCCUGGAAGGAGCAGGUCCACCUGAGCUCUGAGGUGCGGUCCCUCCUCCAGUGUCCGUCGGCAGACAGCAGCUUCCUGCCCCUCCAGGUGACCACCUUGGCCACACCAGAUCACCUGUCCUUCAUUUCCUCCCAGCGAGAGGACGACUGGGACCCUGCCUACGUCAUCCACCUCCACCCAGCUGUGACCCUCCGGAACCUUCUGCCUUACAGCAUCAGAUAUCUACUGGAGGGCUCAGCAGAGUUCCAGGAGCUCCAGGAGGGCAGCACGGCAGACGUCCUGAACGCCCGUAUAGGAGGUGAGAUCAUGGAGAUGGUCCUGGUUAAAUACCAGGGUCGGAACUGGUCCGGACGUAUCCGUAUCGCCCAGGACAUGCAGGAGUUCUUCCCCGUGUGCUUCACCUGCGACUCGGCCCAGGAGCUGAGCGUGGACCUGAGCGUGCACGUGGCGCGGCUGCAUGGGCGUCUGACGCUGGCUGUGUUUAGCCCGUACUGGAUCGUCAAUAAGACGUCCAGGGUUCUGCAGUACCGCGCGGAGGACGUCUCCGUCAAACACGCGUCGGACUUCAGGGACGUCGUCCUCUUCUCCUUCAAGAAAAAGAACAUCUUCAGCAAGAACAAGCUGCAGCUCUGUGUGUCCACCAGUUCCUGGUCUGAUGGCUUCUCAUUGGAUACGGUGGGGAGUUAUGGGUGUGUCAGAUGCCCUGCCAACACCAUGGACUAUCUGGUUGGCGUCAGCAUUCAGAUGAGUAGUUUCAACCUGACCAAGAUGGUGACCAUGAGUCCGUUCUUCACGCUGGUCAACAAGUUUUCCUCACAGCUGGAGGUGGGCACUACAUCUCCUCUACAGUCUUCCUACGAGCAGCAGACAGAGGAGGGCAGUGUCAACGGGAAGUGGCACUACAUCUCCUCUACAGAGUGCCUCCCCCUCUGGCCAGAGUUGAUCACAGGGAAGCUGUGUGUCAGGGUCGUGGGCUCAGACUCCAAGUCCAAGUCCUUCUUCUUCAACAAACAGGACAACGGCACCCUGCUGGGCAUGGAUCAGUAUGGAGGUGUUAUCCACUUCGGACUCCGUCUGCAGUUUGACCGCAACCUUCUGGAAGUGUCAGGAGCACAGCAGUGGUUCCUGGACCUGGCAGUAAGCUGGAAGUGUCAGGAGCACAGCAGUGGAGACCUGGACCUGGUUAAGGAUGAGUGUGGUCAGUUUGCCUACGACGGUCUAUCCCAGGUCCACUGGGUGUCCUUCCUGAAUGGUCGCCAGCGCGUGCUGCUCUUCACCGAGGACGUUGCCGUGGUGACCAAGGCGCGGCAGGCGGAGGAGCUGGAGCAGUUCCAACAGGAAGUGAACGUGUCGCUGCAGAACCUUGGCCUGUCACUCGUCAACAACGACAACCGCCAGGAGAUCGCAUAUGUCGGCAUCACCAGCUCUGGUGUGGUGUGGGAGAUGAGACCUAAGAGCCGAUGGAAGCCUUUCAACCAGAGGAACAUCAGGCUGUUGGAGAAGGCCUACCAGAAACACCUGGCUGGAGGCACACCUGAACCCGGCUGGGUCAAACUGGAGACCAACUUAGAGGUGAACUUUGGGAAGGUUCCCAUGGUGGACACACCAGCUGACUGGAGCUUUAUUCCCCAUUGUGUUCACACUUCUGUUUCCUCCAAAGUACAGCUCUGGACUCAGGUACUUCAUGGUUCUGGUCAGGAGAUGGCUGUGAAGAUUGACCAGGGGUUCCUGGGAGCCAUCUUGGCCCUGUUCACCCAGCUGCCGAGAUCGCAUGUGGACAAACAGAAGGUAACCAGCCUAGACACAGACACGGCCAGGGACAGGGACACGGCGGCUAGGGACACGGCCAGGGACACAGCCAGGGACACGGCCCAGGGACAGGGACACGGCCAGGGACACGGCCAGGGACACGGCCAGGGACACGGGACAGGGACACGGCCAGGGACACAGCCAGGGACACAGGGACAGGGCCAGGGGACAGGGACACGGCCAGGGACACGACCAGGGACAGGGACACGGCCAGGGACACGGACAGGGACAACAAGGACACGGCCAGGGGACACGGACAGGGACAGGGACACGGCUAGGGACACGGCUAGGGACACGAACACGGCCAGGGACACGGCCAGGGACACGGACAGGGCCAGGGACACGGCCAGGGACACGGCGCCAGGGACACGCCAGGGACACGGCCAGGGACAGGGACACGGCCAGGACACGGCCAGGGACACGCCAGGGGACACUGCCAGGGCCAGGGACACGGCCAGGGACACGGCCAGGGACACGGCCAGGACACGGAGCCAUCCAGACUCCUGGUCACCCCUGUUACUAGGGGAGUUUCAUCCAGACCCUGGUCACCUGUUACUAGGGAGCCAUCAGCACCCUGGUCACCCUGUUGCCACUGGGAGCCAUCAGACCCUGGUGCCCCUGUUGCUGGGGACCAUCCAGACCCUGGUCACCCUGUUACUGGGAGCCAUCCAGACCCCUGCCAUCCAGACCCUGGUCACCCUGUUACUAGGAGCCAUCCAGACCCUGGUCACCCUGUUACUAGGAGCCAUCCAGACUCCUGGUCACCCCUGUUGCCUGGGAGCCAUCCAGACCCUGGUCACCCCUGUUACUGGGAGCCAUCCAGACCCUGGUCACCCUGGGUUACUAGGAGCCAUCCAGACCCCUGUGGCCACGCCCCUCAGGGGCCACGACCCCAGGGGCCACUACCCUUCAGGGCCACGACCCCCCCCAGGCCACUAUGCUCAGGGGCCACGACUCCACGGGCCACGUUCUCAGGGACCUCGACCCCCAGGGAGCCGACUGAAAUUCCCCAGGGGCCACUAUGCUCAGGGAGCCCACGACCCAGGGGCCACUAUUCUCAGGGGCCUCCCGACCCCCAGGGGCCACGACUUCCUGAAACAGAUGUAUGUGUUGGUGCUGGGCCUGGAUGUCCUGGGGAACCCGUUCGGCCUGAUCAGAGGCCUGUCUGAAGGAGAGGCCUUCUUCUACGAGCCCUUCCAGACCCUUAGAGACUUUGGAGAGUCUGGCCAAGGAGGCAUGGAUUCUUUAAGGGACCACUGGGGUCGGGGCGGGGUAACAGGCAUCGUCACCAAACCUGUGGAAGGGGCCAAGAAGGAGGGAGCGGCGGGGUUCUUCAAGGGCAUAGGGAAGGGUCUGGUGGGGGUGGUGGCCAGGCCGACAGGGGGCAUCGUAGACAUGGCCUCCAGCACCUUCCAAGGCAUACAGAGGGUGGCAGAGUCGACAGAGGAAGUGACCAAGCUGAGGCCGGUCAGACUGAUCCGAGAGGAUGGAAUCAUCAGACCUUACGACCAGGAGGACGCCAAGGGAUACGACCUUUUCCAGAGGUCAGAGAUCAAGCAGCUGGAAGGAGAGAUCUUCAGAGAACACUGUUUGUACCCUGGACACAGGAAGACCAACGUCAUAGUGACCAACAGGAGAGUGAUGUGUGUGAAGGAGGUGGAGUUUGUGGGACACUUCAACAAGGAGUGGGAGUGUCUGUUUGAGCAUUUCUCAAGGCCUCCGUACGUGGAAGGAGGAGACCUGAUGAUCUACUGCAAGGAACAGAACAAGCUGAAGUUUCAAAAGAGAGAUGGACAGGAACCCAUGAGAGUGCUGCACCUCAAGAACCCUGCCACUGCCCAGAAACUGUGUGAGGCCAUAGAGCAGGCCCAGUCGGCCCAGAGGCAGCAUCGGAUGGUGAAGCAAAAAUCACAGCGCUUUCUCAAACUGGGAGACAGGUGUUGAUGUCAUCGCCGGCCCGGCAUGAUGUCAUGGUUACCCAGAAUGAUGUCAUGGUUACCCAGCCUGAUGUGAUCACUACUCAGUAGGUGAUCACCACCCAGAAUGUGCCACCCAGCCCAACACACUGCUACUGUACUGCCCAGCCCAACACACUGCUACUGUACUGCCCAGCCCAACACACUGCUACAGUACUGCCCAACACACUGCUACAGUACUGCCCAACACACUGCUACUGCCCAGCCCAACACACUGCUACUGUACUGCCCAGCCCAACACACUGCUACUGUACUGCCCAUCCCAACACACUGCUACUGCCCAGCCCAACACACUGCUACUGCCCAGCCCAACACACUGCUACUGUACUGCCCAGCCCAACACACUGCUACUGCCCAGCCCAACACACUGCUACUGUACUGCCCAGCCCAACACACUGCUACUGUACUGCCCAUCCCAACACACUGCUACUGCCCAGCCCAACACACUGCUACUGUACUGCCCAGCCCAACACACUGCUACUGCCCAGCCCAACACACUGCUACUGCCGAACACACAUUUGCACUAAAGAAAAGCCAUGCAUUAGUGUUUACAGUCCUGUUUACUAAUGAGUCACUGCUGCCUUAUGGAGAAGAAAUCAAGUCUGAUAAUUUGACUGUUAUUAAAUCAUUUUGAUAAUAUCUGAAUCGAUGAUAGGAAUGUUGUUGCUUUUCGUUGACACAGAUCCCUCCAGAAUCAAUGAUAGGAAUGUUGUUGUUUAUCGUUGACACAGGUCCUUCCAGAAUCAAUGAUUUGUAAUUGAAAAAGGGGUACGAUAAAAAACUAUAUAUAUAUAAAUUAGACGAAGGAGCUAUAAAAAAUGUGUUUGUUUGUUUUGUCUUUGUUUUUUCUUUAAUGUUUACAGAUGUCUGAUUUUAAGGGUGUCAAUGAUUCGUUUGAUCUAACUGCUGUACAAACAGAGGGGAUUUUUACAUGGACGAUGGUAUUGACAAGUCAGUUAUUCAUCGUUUCUACAGGUUUAUCGUUGUUUUUGGAGGUGAAAUAUGCACUUAACUCUUUCGAAUGGUCCCUUUUGAUGAACAAUCAUUUUCCUGACGUAAUAUCAGUCUAUCUUGAAAUGGGAGUUAAUUUUGUAAUACCUGUUAGUUCAUGUAAAGUGACGUACUGUAUACAUCUACAGUAUAGACUACGUAGACCAGUGAAGAGUUCAAUGACCAGUGUACUGAAAACUAUGCAACGUUACAUUUCAUAUAUGUUGCUGUUAUCUUAUACAAAUAACUACGUUAUGAGCAUAUUCUGCCCUAAUCUAUCCUGCUGACCUUGGUGUAUCAAAUAAAUCAUUGAAAACAAACAAUUAAAUCUUUUAAAUAUA
Oncorhynchus gorbuscha (pink salmon) is the source of this 13352-nucleotide messenger RNA. Its product is annotated as vacuolar protein sorting-associated protein 13C-like. The record is from RefSeq and is a predicted model, not a curated record. NCBI's taxonomy places the organism in Eukaryota, Metazoa, Chordata, Actinopteri, Salmoniformes, Salmonidae. The transcript has 86 exons. Gene Ontology annotation, cellular component: extrinsic component of membrane. Bases 122 to 11989 code for a protein of 3955 amino acids. Gene Ontology annotation, biological process: mitochondrion organization; protein retention in Golgi apparatus; protein targeting to vacuole.